AAGGACGCCUCUUUGGUCUGAGACUUCGAUACGGCUCGUGCUUUACGUGCGGAGACCUCAGUCACAGGAACGAGGCUGAACAUUUGCUGCACAGCCACAACCACGCAGACCGCUUAACCAGGCCACUGCUACAGACUACUAGUAGACAAGAAACCAUGUCCUCGAAGAGCCUAAAGUUUGGUAACCAUGACUACAAAGAAGCAUUUGACGCGGAGAUAUAUCUAGAUAUGUACUAUGGCAGCUUGAGAAGCGAGAUAGCGGCAGGAGAACAGAUACCUUUCAUGCUCCGAUCCUUCCAUGACGUUUUCAGCAAAGGGGAGAUAACCGGGAAGAGACUUCUGGACAUCGGAACAGGCCCGUCCAUCUUGAGUAUCAUUAGCGCGUCCCAGUACUGUGACUCCGUCUACCUGAGUGACUUCUUACCUCAGUGUAGGGGUGUCCUCCAGGAGUGGGUCGAUGGUCAGCUGGCGGACAAAUUCAACCCUUUCUUAGAGUUUGUGAUCAACCUUGAGAGGACAGGGGAAACAGUGACAAGUCGUGAAAACAAAAUCAGAAGCAAGAUAGCUGGAAUUUUGCCAUGCGACCUAUACAAGGAACAGCCUUUUGAACCAGGUCACUUGUCGCCCUUUGACGUCGUGACAACGUCGCUUUGUCUGGAAGCCGUCUCUGAAGACGUCUCUACCUAUGGCACAUUUGUGAAACGUAUAGCUGGACUUGUUGGAAAAGGAGGCUACGUGAUAAUGUAUGCAGUGUUGGGAGAUACCACUUACUACGUAGGGGAGGAAGAGUUCAAGUCUCUGUCUAUCUCCAGGGAGCAGGUUGAGAAGAUAUGGACAAAUGCUGGCUUUACGAUCACAUAUAGCCGGGUGAAUGCCCUUCCAGAAAACGAGAAGACCAAGUAUUGCGAGUUUGAAGCGUGGUAUAUCAUGGCAGCAAGGAAACAGUAGCGGCCCGUGCUAUUUUCGAGGGGAACUCUAACGGAUUAGCCAAUAUCAUCUUCUGCCUGAUGCUGGUGAAGGACUCGACCGCUGAAGAUCCGGGUUAGAAUUGAUCUUCAGUAACCCAUGCUUGUCGUAAGAGGCGACUAACAGGAUCGGGUGGUCAGGCUCGCUGGCUUGGUUGACACAUGUCAAAGUAUCCUAAUUGUGUAGA
Molecule: messenger RNA, 1152 nt
Organism: Haliotis rubra (blacklip abalone)
Lineage: Eukaryota; Metazoa; Mollusca; Gastropoda; Lepetellida; Haliotidae
Product: indolethylamine N-methyltransferase-like
Exons: 4
Coding region: 156-947 (263 amino acids)
Cellular component (GO): cytosol
Molecular function (GO): N-methyltransferase activity
Source: RefSeq, a predicted model, not a curated record